AUGGGACGAGUUAUUCGCUCUCAGAGAAAAGGACCUGGGUCUGUCUUUAAAGCUCACACAAAGAACAGGAAGGGCAAGGCAGCUCUUAGAGCUGUUGACUAUGCUGAGAGACAUGGCUACAUUAAGGGUGUUAUUCGUGACAUUGUCCAUGAUCCUGGCCGUGGAGCUCCUCUUGCCAAAGUUCAGUUUCGUGACCCAUACAAGUAUCGUAUGCUGACUGAGACUUUUCUUGCAGUUGAAGGCAUGCACACUGGACAGUUUAUUUACUGCGGCAGAAAAGCAAACCUGCAGAUUGGCAACAUUCUGCCUAUUGGCAUGAUGCCUGAAGGUACCAUUGUAUGCUGCUUGGAGGAGAAAAAUGGUGACCGCGGCAAAUUGGCACGUACAUCGGGCAACUAUGCAACUGUGAUCUCUCACAACCCUGAGACCAAGAAGUCUAGAGUGAAGCUUCCAUCUGGCACCAAGAAAGUUGUGUCAUCUGCCAACCGAGCCAUGAUUGGAAUUGUUGCUGGUGGUGGACGUAUUGACAAACCAAUCCUGAAGGCAGGUCGUGCCUAUCACAAGUACAAGGCCAAGAGAAACUGCUGGCCUAAAGUUAGAGGUGUUGCUAUGAACCCUGUUGAACAUCCUCAUGGUGGUGGUAAUCACCAACACAUUGGUAAGGCAUCCACAGUCAGACGAGAUGCUUCUGCUGGUAGAAAGGUUGGUCUUAUUGCUGCCCGCCGUACGGGGCGUCUUAGAGGCACUAAGCAAGUUACAUCAAAGGAAAAAGAAUAA
This is a messenger RNA of Candidula unifasciata, 777 nucleotides long. The record is from the annotation of a GenBank genome assembly. Lineage: Eukaryota; Metazoa; Mollusca; Gastropoda; Stylommatophora; Geomitridae.